Molecule: messenger RNA, 1755 nt
Organism: Cheilinus undulatus (humphead wrasse)
Lineage: Eukaryota; Metazoa; Chordata; Actinopteri; Labriformes; Labridae
Product: homeobox protein Hox-D11b-like
Exons: 3
Coding region: 1-846 (281 amino acids)
Biological process (GO): regulation of transcription by RNA polymerase II; anatomical structure development
Cellular component (GO): nucleus
Molecular function (GO): DNA-binding transcription factor activity, RNA polymerase II-specific; RNA polymerase II cis-regulatory region sequence-specific DNA binding
Source: RefSeq, a predicted model, not a curated record
AUGUAUUUACCAAGCUGCACCUAUCCGUCAAAGUCGGACUUUGGCUCCAUCGCGGCAUCAUUUUCAGCGGAGACUGGCACGGAUUACCCGGGCUACUGCUACCACGAGCCUCGGCAGCACUAUCCUCCUCCGCCUCCUCUUCCUCCGUGGAAAUGGACCUUCUACCAGGAGAGCAGUCCUGUCACCUCCCCACAGACACCCUGCCUCACUUUUAAAGGGGAAACUGUUUAUCACGACGGUUUACAGCCUCCGCCAGAGACUAUUUUCAGCCCCGGUAAGGAGUGCUUUCUCUACGGAGCGCCUGCUCCCCGUUUCCCCAGCGAGCCGCUGCCUUUCCCCGGCAGAUACUCCGCGUUCAACCCGGACUCACAGCUCCUCUUCCCCGCAGCACGGGGCAGCAUCCUCCCACCGGUUUACGAUCAAGAUGGUGGGGAUGCGAAAUCCCAGACUGAUCAAAGAGAGAAUGAAGCGCCUAAGGCCGAGUGGACGAGCUGUGACAGCGCUGAGAGCAGCGAGGUGAAGGCGGGGUCAGAGUCUCUACAGCUGGGGAAGGAGGACAAGGAGGGAGCGCCGAUGUCCAGCGGGAGUGCAGGAGAUAAUAGUCAUGAACCGGAGCCCCGUGUGAAGAGAAAGAAGCGGUGUCCUUAUUCCAAGCAUCAAAUCAGGGAGCUGGAGAGAGCCUUUCUCUGUAACAUCUACAUCAACAAGGACAGGCGCCUGCAGCUGGCCCGACUGCUGACUCUGACGGAAAGACAGGUGAAAAUCUGGUUCCAGAACAGAAGAAUGAAAGAGAAGAAACUGAAAACAGAGAGACUGCAGUACUACACUGGGUACACUCUGUUCUGAUGGAUGAAUGGUUGAGAGAGAUAAAAAAUACACCGCCUUCCCUUUAAUGUGCACGGACUGGGACACCUCUGCACACACGCUAAACAAAGACGGUCACCAAAUGUUGAACCCUAAGGCCCAGGUCACAGCCCCAUGAUUUUCUCAUGUGUCACAAGGCCAAAACAUCUUAUGACUAUUUUUUUCACUCUUUCUUGUCUUGACUUUUUAUGAGAAAGAAUCUGAGUCACUCUUUUCCUCACUUGAACCUGAGGUCCAUGUGAUGUCAUGUAGUAACAGUAAAGACAUGAACCCUUCUGUUUUUUUCUUUUCUUUGUUUUUCAGUGAAAAAAAAUCAGUAGAGAUAUAUCAAAUACACAGGAUGUUGACUUGCACUGCUGACAAUCUAAUUGUGUGUAACAAUGUGGUAAAGGUUAAAAACUUUUAACUAAGUCUCAAAGACUAAUAUCCACCCUGAAUAUUAACAUGGAAAUGUUUCAAGUAAGCACAGACAAUCAAUGAAUAUUCUGAUGUUGUGAUAAAUGGUCUUCAUAUCAUUGCCAAUUGUUUGUAUUAAUUCUAAACAAUGAUUUGAUAGUACUUGUUUUCUUUGCUUUUCAGAACUUGUAGGGAAUUACCAUGUGACACACUGCAAUCAACGACUCAUGAUUUCAUUUGACUUAUUUGUACGGUUAUUCCUGCAUUGACACAGUAUGUCACUGAUUUCUAUAUAUUCAUGGAUUAUCCCUUAAUGUUUUUACACUUCAAGAAAGUUCCUGAAUAUUUGAUGCAAUUUCUAAGGGGAUUUGUUCUGUAUAUUUUGUAAGAUUUUGAGUGUUUAAUUUUUCAUUUGAUUUGAAAACCUGUUGUGAUAAAUUUGUACUGUAAGUUUGUAAUAAGCCUUCAAUACUUUUAAUGGUCUUUUAGUCUAUU